Alternaria novae-zelandiae is the source of this 1455-nucleotide messenger RNA. RefSeq lists its product as uncharacterized. The record is from RefSeq and is a predicted model, not a curated record. Gene Ontology annotation, molecular function: protein kinase activity; ATP binding. Gene Ontology annotation, biological process: protein phosphorylation. NCBI's taxonomy places the organism in Eukaryota, Fungi, Ascomycota, Dothideomycetes, Pleosporales, Pleosporaceae. The transcript has 3 exons. The coding region runs from base 1 to 1455 and encodes 484 amino acids.
AUGUCGUCCCCCGCGCCUCUGCUGCGACCACCCAUCCCCGGCGCGCGCCCAGGGAGGAGGGGACCGCCACAGCUUGGUCUAUCGAUACCACCAUCGCCGAACGCACGACCUGUCACCAACGGUGCAGGUAACGGCAUACCGACCCUGAACGCGCCUCAGCCCCGUCAUGGCCCGAAGCUAAGCGUCGUUACUCCCAUGGGUUCCAGCAAUGCACCACAGGAAGGACGAAACGCACGAGCUCCCCCGCCGCUUAUAAUGCCACACCAAGGACUGUCAGCAUCAGGCUCGAGCGACACGAGCGCACACUCAAGAUCGGGUAGCUUUGGCGAAGUGCAAGCAAAUGGUUCUGCUUCAUCAUACCAUGCGGCACUGGGAUUCAUGGGGGUUCAAAAGGCCACAGAUCCCAUUUCGGCAAUAUCCCAAGGAGGAAGCGAGGGCGCGCCUUCCAUGGAGCGUGCAAACAGCAGUCAGCCUCUACCAGAUCUAGAUACUAUGGCUCUAGAGAAGGGUCGGCCAUUGGAGGUGGAUGAUCUAGAUGACGCAGCCUGGAGAGCGGCGAGCGCACGAGGAAUGAUUGAGGAGAAAGGAAGUCUAGGAGAGGGCGCUGGUGGUGCUGUCACAAAAUGCAUACUCAAGGGCGGAAAAACUACGUUUGCAUUAAAGAUCAUCACAACGAACCCCGAUCCCGAUGUCAAGAAGCAAAUCGUACGCGAAUUGUCUUUCAACAAGAACUGCGCCAGUGACCACAUCUGCCGCUACUACGGUGCCUUCAUGGAUGACAGCACAGGGACCAUCAGCAUCGCUAUGGAAUUCUGCGAAGGCGGAUCGCUCGAUGCAGUAUACCGCGAGGUCAAGAAGCUUGGAGGCCGAACAGGCGAAAAGGUCCUUGGCAAGGUGGCCGAGGGUGUGCUGAAUGGACUGACCUACCUCCACUCUCAUCGCAUCAUACACCGGGACAUCAAGCCGAGCAACAUCCUAUUAUGCCGAAAUGGCCAGGUCAAGCUCUGCGAUUUUGGUGUAUCCGGAGAGUUCGGAACCAAGGGAGACGCCAACACUUUCAUUGGAACGUCAUACUACAUGGCACCCGAGCGCAUCACUGGCCAAAGCUAUACGAUCACCAGUGAUGUAUGGAGUCUAGGUGUUACUCUACUCGAAGUCGCGCAGCAUCGCUUCCCGUUCCCUGCCGAUGGAACCGAGAUGAACCCCCGCGCUGGUCUUAUUGAUUUACUCACCUACAUUGUUCGGCAACCCAUUCCCAAGCUCAAAGAUGAGCCCGAAAGUGGCAUCAAGUGGUCAGAGAACUUCAAGUACUUCAUCGAGUGCUGUCUCGAGAAGGACUGUCCUCGCAGAGCCACCCCCUGGCGAAUGCUUGAACACCCGUGGAUGGUCGAAAUGAAAUCGAAAAAGGUCAACAUGGCACACUUCCUCAAAAAAGUGUGGGACUGGCAGGAUUAA